AGCGAAGAUAAGUCUUUUAAAAGUACAUGCGGCAGUCAGAGAUUUCCUCAGCUCUCCUUUUCUUCUCAGCUCACUUCCCAAAAUCUUUCUCUCUCUUAUACAAAGUACUCCCAUUUUCUCUCUACAGUGAUCACUGCUGACUACAUUUGCAAGGGAAGAAGAAUACAUUGAGAGAAAUUGUCGAUCAAGAAGCAAUAAAAAUGGCUUCCUCUACUUCUUGUUUGAGACUUGAAAAUGUUAUCUUUUCAUCAACUUAUAGAAAGCUGAGGCAAACUAAUGCAAAUGGCAGUGUCCUCCUCUCUUCACCUAUCCGUUCUUUCUCUCUUUUAUCAUCAUCUUCUUUGUUUUCACCAAAAUUUGCUCUCUUAAAAAAUUUACAUUCAGUUAGUUCUUCCCUCUCUGUCAAAGCUUCCUCUUCUACUGCCAUUGCUGAACCUGAAGGCAUCAAGAUUAAUUCAGUGUCUACAAAGCCAAUUGAGGGUCAGAAGACAGGGACAAGUGGUCUGCGAAAGAAGGUUAAGAUUUUCAAGGAGGAAAACUACCUUGCAAACUGGAUUCAGGCAUUGUUUAAUUCAUUGCCACCAGAGGAUUACAAGAAUGGAGUGUUGGUCUUAGGAGGGGAUGGUCGUUACUUCAACCUAGAAGCUUCACAGAUAAUCAUCAAAAUUGCUGCUGGGAAUGGUGUUGGUAAAAUCCUUGUCGGCAAGGAAGGUAUUAUGUCCACUCCAGCUGUUUCUGCUGUGAUCCGAGAGAGGAAGGCCAAUGGUGGAUUUAUAAUGAGUGCAAGUCAUAAUCCUGGAGGACCUGAAUAUGAUUGGGGUAUCAAGUUUAAUUACAACAGUGGGCAACCUGCACCUGAAUCCAUCACUGACAAGAUAUAUGGAAACACCCUUUCUAUAUCUGAGAUUAAGAUGGCAGACAUUCCUGAUGUUGAUCUUUCUACUCUCGGAAUCACAAAAUAUGGAAACUUUAGUGUUGAAGUAGUAGACCCAGUUUCUGAUUAUUUGGAGUUAAUGGAGAAUGUAUUUGAUUUUGAGCUCAUCAAAAGUCUCCUUUCUCGGUCUGAUUUCAGAUUUAUAUUUGACGCCAUGCAUGCUGUUACUGGGGCUUAUGCAAAACCUAUCUUUGUGGACAAGCUUGGGGCCAGUCUGGAUUCAAUUUCAAAUGGAGUGCCUCUGGAGGAUUUUGGGCAUGGCCAUCCAGAUCCUAAUCUUACAUAUGCCAAGGGCUUGGUCGACAUCAUGUAUGCAGAGAACGGGCCAGAUUUUGGAGCUGCAAGUGAUGGAGACGGGGACAGAAACAUGGUCCUAGGUAGAGGGUUUUUUGUCACUCCUUCAGAUUCUGUCGCUAUCAUUGCUGCCAAUGUGCAAGCCAUUCCAUACUUUACAAGUGGCCCCAAGGGUUUAGCUCGGUCCAUGCCAACAAGUGGUGCUCUAGAUCGUGUGGCUGAAAAAUUGAAUCUUCCAUUUUUUGAGGUCCCUACUGGUUGGAAAUUUUUUGGGAAUCUCAUGGAUGCCGGAAAAUUGUCAAUUUGUGGUGAAGAAAGUUUUGGAACUGGUUCUGAUCACAUUCGUGAGAAGGAUGGCAUAUGGGCUGUUUUAGCAUGGCUUUCGAUUAUUGCAUACAGAAACAAAGACAAGAAACCAGGGGAGAAGUUAGUAUCUGUUGCUGAUGUUGUGAAAGAGCACUGGGCAACCUAUGGAAGAAAUUUCUUUUCUAGAUACGAUUAUGAAGAAUGUGAAUCAGAAGGUGCCAACAAAAUGAUACAGUAUCUUAGAGAUUUGGUCUCUAAGAGCAAACCAGGUGACAAGUAUGGAAAUUACACCCUUCAGUUUGCUGAUGACUUUACAUACACUGAUCCUGUGGAUGGAAGUGUGGUAUCAAAGCAAGGCAUCCGGUUUGUUUUCACUGAUGGAUCGAGGAUCAUAUUCCGUCUAUCUGGAACUGGAUCAGCAGGUGCAACUGUCAGAAUCUACGUUGAACAGUUUGAACCAGAUGUCUCUAAACAUGAGAUGGAUGCUCAAAUAGCCCUAAAACCAUUAAUAGAUCUGGCAUUGUCCGUAUCAAAGUUGAAAGACUUCACAGGAAGGGACAAGCCUACAGUCAUCACUUGAAAUUUAACACCAAUUGGGAGUCUGAAGAAUCAAGUCGUAUGCCAAGUUAUGCUUAAUGGCAGGUCGGGCUUUCCAUCCUCUUCUGGCUUUACUUGCCAUACGUAUUGUUUCUGCUCAAUUUCGGUUGUUCUUUAGCUAGUAAUGGCAUUAUGGUUCAAUAAAUCUCUCCAUGUAAAGUAUGUAAAAACAUAUCUAUGCAAAUAAAAUCUCUUGCUUUCGCUA
This is a messenger RNA of Populus trichocarpa (black cottonwood), 2336 nucleotides long. RefSeq names its product phosphoglucomutase, chloroplastic. Gene Ontology annotation, molecular function: magnesium ion binding; phosphoglucomutase activity. Gene Ontology annotation, biological process: carbohydrate metabolic process. The coding region runs from base 201 to 2114 and encodes 637 amino acids. The transcript has 22 exons. Gene Ontology annotation, cellular component: cytosol. The record is from RefSeq and is a predicted model, not a curated record. NCBI's taxonomy places the organism in Eukaryota, Viridiplantae, Streptophyta, Magnoliopsida, Malpighiales, Salicaceae.